AUGGCAGACCGCUUGUCAGCAGUAGCCCCCUUGUCUCCACUACAAAUCGACAUAAAACCCCUGCUUUCCCCCAAACGAGAACCCCCCUCGAGAGCAACCUGCGAUAUUUGCAACAAAACAAUAAGUCGAGCCCGCGACCUCAAACGUCACAAAACCAGUUGCCAUCCUCCUGACCCAAAAGAACUCGACCAAGUGGUCGAUUUGGCCGCCAAAAAGUGCACUGUCUGUGAUAUCAAAUUCGAAAAUCGCCUCAAACUCAAAAACCACGUUCUUGAGGAACACCAAAUAAAACCGAAACGUUACCGAAGGACAAAAAAGGAAAUCGUACCGCAAUUCUUUUGCGAUGUUUGCGAAAAAGGCUUCACGCGCAAACACGACAUGGAGAAGCAUCGCGGAGGAAAACAUAUUGAGUAUAAGGCAGAGGCGAAGGAGGAGAAAGUGAGGAAAAACAAUUUGGCGGUGUUGCAAAAGUGCAGAAAUCGGGGCUCUGACGGGAAGCUGUUCUACAAGUGUGAUUUCUGCCAAAGGAUUUUUCGCCAGUCUUACAAUUUGAUGCGCCACAGGAUGAUACAUACGGGAGUGCGGACAUAUUUCUGCCACUUGUGCGGGAAAAGCUUCAGAGUGUCCAACGGCCUAAAACGGCACAUUGAGGGUUUCCACCAUGGGGUGAAGAACUUCAGUUGUGAGGUGUGUAAAAAGACUUUUGCGGCGAGGGCCACACGCGACGAGCACAUGAACAUACAUACGAACAAUAGGCCUUUCGUGUGCGAUGUUUGUGGCAAGUGUUUUAAGCAGAAAGCGUCACUUUAUGUGCACAAAACGUUCCAUUCGGAAACGUUUAGGUUUGAGUGCUGUCAUUGCGGGAAGAAAUUCAGGAGGAAUCGGGACCUAAAGGUGCAUACUUGGUUGCAUACGGGGCACAGGCCGCAUUCGUGUCACAAGUGUGAGGCGGCGUUCAGAUUGAGGCACGAUUUGACAAGGCAUUUGAGGAUUCAUGAGAAGUUGAACGAAUGUGUGUGUAAUGAGUGUGGGUCUGUGUUUACACAAGAGAGGUACCUCAAAGUGCAUAAAAAGAUACACAAGGGCAUGGGGACGGUCCUCAAAGUGGAGAGUGUUCACAUCAAAGACGAAUUUAUUUGUGGAAUAAAAUCGACAACAUAA
Molecule: messenger RNA, 1161 nt
Organism: Tribolium castaneum (red flour beetle)
Lineage: Eukaryota; Metazoa; Arthropoda; Insecta; Coleoptera; Tenebrionidae
Product: zinc finger protein OZF
Exons: 2
Coding region: 1-1161 (386 amino acids)
Biological process (GO): regulation of transcription by RNA polymerase II
Molecular function (GO): DNA-binding transcription factor activity; RNA polymerase II cis-regulatory region sequence-specific DNA binding
Source: RefSeq, a predicted model, not a curated record